Molecule: messenger RNA, 2531 nt
Organism: Erinaceus europaeus (western European hedgehog)
Lineage: Eukaryota; Metazoa; Chordata; Mammalia; Eulipotyphla; Erinaceidae
Gene: MMP13
Product: matrix metallopeptidase 13
Exons: 10
Coding region: 24-1439 (471 amino acids)
Biological process (GO): extracellular matrix organization; proteolysis; collagen catabolic process
Cellular component (GO): extracellular matrix
Molecular function (GO): zinc ion binding; metalloendopeptidase activity
Source: RefSeq, a predicted model, not a curated record
GCCUGCAGGCACAGCCACUCAAGAUGCACCCAGGUAUCCUGGCUACCUUCCUCUUCUUGAGCUGGACUCGCUGUUGGUCCCUGCCCCUGCCUGAUGAUGAUGAUGAUGCCGAUGUGUCUGAGGAAGACUUCCAGUUUGCAGAGCGCUACCUGAGAUCAUACUACCACCCCCAGAAUCCUGCUGGAAUCUUGAGGAAGUCAGCAGCAAACUCAAUGGGUGACAGGCUCAGAGAGAUGCAAUCUUUUUUUGGCUUGGAGGUGACAGGCAAACUUGAUGAUAACACAUUAGACAUCAUGAAAAAACCAAGAUGUGGGGUCCCAGAUGUGGGUGAAUACAAUGUUUUCCCUAGAACUCUCAAAUGGUCCAAAACAAAUUUAACAUACAGAAUUGUGAAUUACACCCCUGACCUGACUCACUCCGAGGUCGAAAAGGCAAUUAAGAAAGCAUUAAAAGUUUGGUCUGAUGUUACACCUCUGAAUUUCACCAGAAUUAACAAUGACACUGCUGACAUCAUGAUCUCUUUUGGAACUAAAGAACAUGGUGACUUCUACCCAUUUGAUGGACCCUCUGGCCUGCUGGCUCAUGCAUUUCCUCCAGGGCCAAAUUAUGGAGGAGAUGCCCAUUUUGAUGAUGAUGAGACCUGGACAAGUAGUUCUAAAGGCUACAAUUUGUUUCUUGUUGCUGCCCAUGAGUUUGGCCAUUCUUUGGGCCUGGAACACUCCAAGGACCCGGGAGCUCUCAUGUUUCCCAUCUACACCUACACUGGCAAAAGUCACUUUAUGCUUCCUGAUGAUGAUGUGCAAGGGAUCCAGUCUCUCUAUGGCCCAGGAGAUGAAGACCCUAACCCUAAACAUCCCAAAACACCAGAGAAAUGUGACCCCUCCUUAUCUCUUGAUGCCAUUACCAGCCUCCGAGGAGAAAUGAUUAUCUUCAAAGACAGAUUCUUCUGGCGUCUGCAUCCUCAGCAGGUUGACGCAGACCUGCACUUAACAAAAUCAUUUUGGCCAGAGCUCCCCAACCACAUUGACGCUGCCUAUGAGCAUCCUUCUCAAGACCGUAUCUUCAUCUUUAGAGGCAGAAAAUUUUGGGCUCUUAAUGGCUAUGACAUUCUGGAAGGUUAUCCCAAAAAAAUAUCUGAACUUGGAUUUCCAAAAGAGGUUAAAAAGAUAAGUGCAGCUGUUCACUUUGAGGACAGAGGGAAGACUCUCUUCUUUUCAGAAAAUCAAGUCUGGAGCUAUGAUGAUACUAACCAUAAAAUGGAUAAAGACUCCCCCAGGCUAAUAGAAGAAGACUUCCCAGGGAUUGGUGAUAAGGUAGAUGCUGUCUACGAGAAAAAUGGUUACAUCUAUUUUUUCAAUGGGCACAUACAAUUUGAAUACAGCAUCUGGAGUAACCGUAUUGUUCGUGUUAUGCCAACAAAUUCCCUACUGUGGUGUUAAGUGUCUUUUAAACAUUGUCAUUUAAAUUCUGGAAGUCUUUUUGGAUAGUGCUUCCAGAGAUAUGAGAUGUGUGUGUGUGGGGAGACAUCAGGGAAUCGCUUAGUUCUGUGAACAGGCAUCAGUAAGUUAACUCUGAACAGGUAUUAUCUAUGCACCAUGUAUGUGGCUGGACCCACACUGACUUUUAAAGGAAUGAAAUACAGUACCUCUAGGAAUCAUCUAAUUAUUGUGUGAUAUGUAGAAAGCAGUAAUUUACAAUAUUUUUUGCAUAAAAAUGGGAUGAAUGAUGUACGAAAGGACAUAAUUUUAAAAAAUACAUUUAUAACAAUACUUUCCAAAAACUGUAAUUUAUCAUAGUUAAUGAACCACCUUUAUUAAGUACUAUAAAAUGGAGCUGGUGGGGAGAGGCACUUUUGCAAGUUAUAUGUGAAUAAAGAUAAACCAAAAGGGAUUGUUUGAGAUAAACAUAUCGUAUACAACUUUCCAAAGGAAUUUGGGUUUUGAACAGAAACUUUUUGGAUGCAUAUGCUCCUCUUUCUGGUGUGUUCAUUAAGAAUUUUUUUUUUUUUUUUUUUACCAGAACACUUCUCAGCUCUGGCUUAUGGUGGUGCAGGGGAUUGAAUCUGGGACUUUGGAUUCUAAGGCAUAAGAGUCUAUUUGUAUAACUAUUAUGCUAUCUAGCUUCUGCCAAUGCCCCUCUUUCUAUAGACAGUAAAGAACCAUCAAAGGCACCGAAAUGGAAGACUAAGACUAAUGGUGGGGACAAUAGAUAUGGUCUUUGAACUCCACUUACCUUUCACUGUUGACAAAGACUUAAGGGCUACCCACAAAGAACACAAAUAAAUACUUCUUCAAAUAUUUAUUUAUAGACAAUAAAGAAAGGUGAUAUCUCUUUGCAUUAUGACAUUUCAGGCCUUUCAAAUAUAUCAAGAUAAAAAAAUCAAAAUAGUUGUCAAAAGAAUCUAAGACCAAAACAUCACUUUUUCAUAUAUCAUCUGCUUAAGAUGAGAAGUAGUGUAUUAACUUACUUUGUAUCUAGGUAAUUACUUGAAGUGUACAAAUUACCUUGAAUAAACAAACUUUUGUUCAGUA